UAAGUUUAAAUUUUUUAUAAAUUUUCAUGUGUAUUAAAUUGAAACAUUAAAUGCAAUUCCGUUAACGUGAUUUUCGAAAAACUGUUACCACAAGAUCCGGUAAAGUUUUUUUCCCCGUCAAAGUGAUUUGAGUGCACCAUGGGCUGGAGCAAAGUGAUUCAUAUAGGACCACUGUUCACAAUCGUUGUUAUUAAAUCAGUUGUAUGGUCAACAAUUCAUUGCAAUUCUAUGUGGUGGCCACCAUAUCACUCAUGGCCUGGAUUCACUAAUGCUGCUGUUUUCCUCUUUUUGAGUGCAUCAACUCUCUACAAUUUUCUCUAUUCACUGCAUGUUGGUCCUGGAUAUUUACCUCUGAAAUGGAAACCAAAAAAUGAAGAUGACAUCCAAUAUCUACAGUACUGUACAGUAUGUGAGGGAUAUAAAGCCCCAAGAUCUCAUCACUGUAGAAAAUGCAAUAGAUGCAUUAUGAAACGGGACCACCACUGCAUAUUUAUAAAUAACUGCCUUGGCCAUUUGAACCACACCAGUUUCAUCGCGUUCCUGAUAUCCGCUGUUAUUGGAUGCGCCCAAAGCAUUAUCAUCAUUUCUUGCACCAUGUAUCGAGCUCUUCAUCCGACCUACUACUAUUACGACCAUGCGGAUAUACGAGAAGUGCCUUUUGUAAUAUUGGGACUUUGGCCCUUUGUGAUAAGUUUAAUUUCGUUAGGAUUAGCGGCCGGAGUAGUAUUUGCUGUUGGCUUCCUUUUCUUUGUUCAGAUGAAGGUGAUUUUGAGGAACCAAACAGCCAUCGAAGACUGGGUCCAUGAAAAAGCUGUUUAUCGCCGGGAAGGAACGGAUGAAGCCCCUUUUAUUCACCCAUAUAAUUUAGGCUGGCGAGAGAAUCUAGUUCAAGUGAUCAAUUGGUCAUUUCAGCCAAAAGGUGAUGGAAUCGAAUGGAAAAUACGGGAAAGUUGUCAUAAUUACUCAUUUACGAUAGAACAAAUUGAACAGAAAAAAAUAAAACGGGAACGCUGUGUAGAAUAUGUUGUGGAAAAAGCAUAUAGUGGACGGUGGUUCCCGCUUAUAAGUUUCGGCAUUAUGGCGUGUCUCCGACCACCAUGCAGCGACGAGACGAGAAUCCCUCUGCGGAUAGGCGAUAAAGUGGCAGUAACUCGCUGGAAAAAGUAUUGGCUCUAUGGCGAAAUUCAAGAAAGAGGGCAGAUUCAAAUGAAUCCCACUGAACGUCGGGUACUACGUGGGUGGUUUCCUCGCUUGUCCUGUUCUCCUUCCUAUAUCGAAUACGAGAAAGAAGAAUGAAACUGUAAGCGUUCCAUUGUGUGUAAAAACAA
Daphnia carinata is the source of this 1328-nucleotide messenger RNA. RefSeq names its product palmitoyltransferase ZDHHC6-like. The transcript has 9 exons. Gene Ontology annotation, biological process: protein palmitoylation. NCBI's taxonomy places the organism in Eukaryota, Metazoa, Arthropoda, Branchiopoda, Diplostraca, Daphniidae. The record is from RefSeq and is a predicted model, not a curated record. The coding region runs from base 139 to 1296 and encodes 385 amino acids. Gene Ontology annotation, cellular component: Golgi apparatus. Gene Ontology annotation, molecular function: palmitoyltransferase activity.